Molecule: messenger RNA, 1551 nt
Organism: Lindgomyces ingoldianus
Lineage: Eukaryota; Fungi; Ascomycota; Dothideomycetes; Pleosporales; Lindgomycetaceae
Product: alpha-1,2 glucosyltransferas-like protein alg10
Exons: 5
Coding region: 1-1551 (516 amino acids)
Biological process (GO): dolichol-linked oligosaccharide biosynthetic process; protein N-linked glycosylation
Cellular component (GO): endoplasmic reticulum
Molecular function (GO): dolichyl pyrophosphate Glc2Man9GlcNAc2 alpha-1,2-glucosyltransferase activity
Source: RefSeq, a predicted model, not a curated record
AUGCUUCCUCUAAUGCAGACUUGGGCAUUGUCUAUUGCUGUCAUCGUCAUUGCGAGUGCCACCAGAAUUUGGUAUAAACUUGUCUCUAGACACGUGCCAAACCCCUAUCUUGACGAAGUGUUUCACGUUCCCCAGGCGCAGAGAUACUGCAAGGGUGACUAUUCUUGGGACCCAAAAAUCACCACUCCUCCUGGCCUGCAAAAAGGGCAAGGUAGUCAAGAUGAGACACAAACCCAAAAGGCCGAGAGCAAACAAACGGCUCUGGUUGAUGCUCACACCGCUCUUAACAUCGCCCUGUUUCCUCCUCUGUUCUUCUUCUCUGGGCUCUAUUACACAGAUGUCAUUUCCACUCUCCUUGUUCUCUUGAGCUACAAUAUGUUUCUAAAGAGAGGAAGGGGAAGAUGGAGAUUCUGGGAAAACUUCACCUAUAUUCAAGUCGGCAUUGUAGCUCUCUCUUUCCGGCAGACGAAUGUCUUCUGGGUUGCGGUUUUCCCAGCUGGACUCGCAGUCAUCGACACUCUCAAGAAAAACGGGGCAGCCUCUGCAUUCUCGAAGACGACGUGUUUCAGGGAAGCUUUGAAGGAAAGCUGGGUUAGAGGCCGUAUUCAUGAUUGUCCAGUACAAGAAGCUGGACUUCAAGAUGUUGUACUCUUCUCGAUAUCAACACCUAUCGCAGUCCUAGGGAGACUUUUCACGGUACUGAGAGAACUCUUGCCAUAUCUUGUUCUGUUGGGACUCUUCGCUGGCUUCGUAGCCUGGAAUGGCGGGGUUGUCCUUGGGGAUAAAUCAAACCACAUUGCCACGAUUCACCUCCCACAGAUGCUCUAUAUCUGGCCUUAUAUCGUCUUCUUCUCCCUUCCUUUAGCGGCCGUUCCCUUUCUCUCCCCUCUUGUGAGAGGAUUCCUCACAAGCCAAGUUCAGACAUUUUAUGAGAAAAACCUCGUCGGGCGAGCGAGUAUUUCAGCACCGGGAUUUGUCUCAGCCAUAUUAUUCCUCGUUUUUGGCCUAGGCGCGGUCCAUUUCAACACCAUCGUUCAUCCAUUCACACUCGCAGACAAUCGGCACUACGUCUUUUAUGUCUUUCGCAUCCUUCGUCGACACCCGGUUAUCAAGUACCUCGCCGUUCCGAUCUAUUACUUGUGCUAUUGGAUGACAAUUCAAGCCCUAGGAUCUCGUUGUGUUGAAUCCAUUAGUAGUAACAAGCCACGCCUCGACAAAGUGAAGCCAAUUAGCGACAAGGCAGAUUUUCAGCCUUGCCAAAUAAGCUUUUUUGCCGUCUGGCUGGCUACAACUGCCCUUUCAGUGAUCACAGCUCCCUUGAUUGAGCCUCGUUACUUCAUCAUCCCUUGGAUCAUAUGGCGUCUCCAUAUAUCCAGUCUUGCAGCUUCACCUUCUACGAAGCGCCUGAGUGGAAAUGUUUCAUACAACAUGCGCCUUGCACUCGAAACGGUUUGGCUUCUUGCUAUAAAUGCAAUUGUUGGAUAUAACUUCCUAUAUCGUGGGUUUUCGUGGACGAGUGAGCCAGGGAGAGUCCAGAGGUUCUUGUGGUAA